This is a messenger RNA of Acanthosepion pharaonis, 1128 nucleotides long. The record is from the annotation of a GenBank genome assembly. NCBI's taxonomy places the organism in Eukaryota, Metazoa, Mollusca, Cephalopoda, Sepiida, Sepiidae.
AUGGUGUCACUCCGUUUUUCUUUAUUUUUUUACCUUUUCUUUUUCAUUUCUUUCAUUAUUCUUGCUUUUCUCUUUCUUUUUUCUUCAUUCGUAACCUUCUUUUUCGGCUUCUGUUCUCAAUUCUCUUGCUUCUUUUCUUUUGUUUUUACUAUUUCUUUUUUUACUUUUUUUUUAUCUAACCUUUAUUUCUUCUUCCCGUUUUUAAGUGAUUUUUUUCCUUCAAUUUCAGCAUGGGAUUCUUUUUUCUUUCAAUCGUUGUUUGUCUUUCAAUUUUCUUCUCUAUCUUUCAUUUUCUUAUCCCGAUUUUUAGUUUCUUUCUUUUUUUCCUUUUUCUUUCUUUCUUAUCUCUCUUUCUUUUUCUUUUGCUCAGCUAUGUUCUUUACAUCCUUUUCUUUUUUUUUUUUUCUAUGUCGUCCUCCUUUUCCUGCUAUCUCUUUCCUUUUUUCUCUUCUCCCUUCUAUCACACUUUCUCUUCUUCUCCCUUUCUCUUCUUCUCCCUUUCUCUUCUUCUCCCUUCUAUCUGUUUCUCCCUUCCUCUACUUCUAUCUUUUUCCUUCUUUCUCUUCUCUUCUUUCUUUUCUUUCUUUUCUCUUCUUCAACCUUCUGACUUUUUUCCUUCUUUCUCUUCUUCUACCUCUUUUUCCUUCUUUCUCUUCUUCUAUCUCUUUCCCUCUUUCUCUCCUUCGCCCUUCUGCCUCUUUCCUUCUUUCUCUUACCUUCUCUAUUGUAUCUCUUUUUCCCUUUCUCUUCUAUCUCUUUUUCUUUUUCUUUCCUUCUCUCUUCUAUCUCUUUCUUUCUUUCUCUUCUUCACCCUUCCACUUCUUUUUCCUUCUUUCUCUUCUUCUAUCUCUUUCCUUCUUUCUCUUCUUCGCCCUUCUGUCUCUUUGCUUCUUUCUCUUCUUCUCCUUUGCAUCUCUUACUCUUCUUCUCCUUUCAUAUCUCUUUUUCUUUUUCUCCAAUUCCAGUCAAUCUCUUAUUUCUUUUGUCUUUUUAUUUUGCCUCCACACCCAACAGACUCGUUGGCUUUUCUUUCAAUUAUCUUCUCAUAGAACUCCACUAAACUCUGAGAUUUUGUCUUUCUUUAUUCCUCGAAGUAUUUCCAUGUCUGUAGCGGCAUAUGACACUUGA